GCCAUAACUGUGGCAGUUCCCAAUGUGGCUACCUCAUAUCAUCAUCCUUAGAACCUGUCCGAACAUUGAAUGUCUAGUUUGAUUGCAUAUAAUACCUGAUACUGUUUAAUGACGAACGCCUAAAAGUCUGGGACGCAAUAUUAAAGAAAGACCCACAGCUCGACUAGAAAACACUCCUGAGAAGAAUGGUUGACCUCUUGUUUGUUCCGACGAGUUCCUGAGCGAAAUAUUCCUAUGCCGCCUCCUAUCUAAGCCAUGGAUUUUGGGGACCUGGACUCUGAUGGCGGGGGAUUCGGCAGCGAGAUGCGGACGAAGCCUCGUCCUCUCCCGGCUGACCUCCCCAAGUCCCUAGACGACCGUAGGGUAGUGUCGACCGAGUUGGUCCCGGAGACUGAGAUGUACGAUGGCUGGCAAGGCCAAUCGCAGUUUCUGACGAGCCCGAUGAUAGCGAAACCCCUUCAGUUUAGCAACCUAACUCUAGACGAUCCAAACUACGAUGAAGACUUGACUAAGGGCAUGCCCGAUAGCGAUACACGACUGAUGCAGAUGCUCGCGGCGCAGGCACAGCAUCUUGGAGGGCAAGCGUUCGGUGACGUAAAUGCCAUCGCAACAGACGAUAAGCUAUCGGACGACGAAAAGAAAUCGAUGCUACAAAAGGUUCUGAUUAUGUCCGCAAGCAAUGGAGACCUCGACAAUGUAAAGAGAAUACUUGACGGCAAGGCGAGGCCGUUCGUCGACAUAAACGCGCCUGAUGAUGAGGGGACGCCAUCCCUAGUUUAUGCAAGCUGCUUUGGACACGAAAGUGUCGUGCAGGCCCUUGUAGAUGCCGGUGUUGAUGUGGACAGGCAAGACCGCAACCAUUGGAGCCCCUUAAUGUGGGCGAUGACGAAUAGGCACAAGAGCAUCGCAAAAAUAUUGCUGGACAAUGGGGCAUCCCCGGAGGCGAAGACUUCUUCUGGGAGAACAGCUUUUGACUUCGUUCCACCAGACAGCGAGAUGUCCUUCUAUCUCCACGAUAACGGCUACGGCAUUGGAAACGCUGGGGUGACAGAUGAUUUCUACAAUCCAGGCUUCUCCCAAGACAGAUUCGAAGAAGAGAUGGCCGAGAAUGAAAUACGGCGGCGCAUGAUGAUGGACAGUGCACGAGAUCUUGAGGUCGACUUAGGCAACAUGGGAAUAGAUGACCAACCCGAGCCCAUGGACGAAUUCGAAGAAGAGCUGCAGGAAUUUGACUGGAGUCGAUGUUUACAUGAUCAGAUGUUCGUCUUUCAAGAGAGCGACCUGGAUAGGAUACUCGAUAUUGUUAUUACCAAUAUGCAACCUCAGCGCUCGCCGUCUCAGAAGCCUGUCCCGGCAAAUAUGAUAUUCCUUAGCGCUAGAUAUGCUCACUACCAUUCUAGUCGCGAUUUAUUGACAAAGUUGCUCGUCACUGCUCAAGAUAAAAUUAACGAAGUCGUGGAAGCUCAUCAAUGGGACAUGACUAUCUUGGCCUUUUGGAUGUCAAACGCAACCCUCUUACUACACUAUCUAAAGAAAGACGCCGGUUUAGUUGAGGCGACAACUGAGUUCCAAGCGCAACUUGCAGAACUCAUCAAUGAGAUCUUCAUCCUCGUCGUCAGGGAUGCAGAGAGACGAUUAGAUAAGGUCCUAGAUGCUGCGAUGCUUCAUCAUGAGACCAUUCCCGGAUUAGAUGAUGUCACUUUCCAGCACGAAUGGAAGAUAUUUAAGAGAAAAAAGGAAGUGAAAGAAGAGCCUCUCGAGAAGCGAUUCCGACCUCCUUCGCCAAAGCAGCGAGCCAAGCCGGCUCCCCGAAACGUGACAUCGCUUCUUUCAUCUACUUUAUUUGUCCUUGACCUUUACGAUAUUCAUUCAGUCAUUACGGCGCAAAUCAUAUCACAGUUGCUUUACUGGCUAGGCGCGGAACUUUUCAACCGAAUUAUGAAUAAUAGAAAAUACCUCGCCAGAACUAAAGCCAUGCAAAUCAGAAUGAAUGUUUCAGUACUGGAGGACUGGGCUCGUUCCAACAAUCGCCAACCCGAACAUUAUGAGCAUGGGGAAACAAGUUCAUCCGGCGAGACGACGAUGGAGGCGGCGCGCAGGCAUCUAGCGCCUGUUGUACAACUCUUGCAGUGGUUGCAAUGUUUCUCAUCCCUAGAUUCGGAUGACUUGGAGGCGUUGGUUGGAACACUACAGCAGCUCAAGCGGCUAAGUCCGCAGCAGCUAAUAUAUGCCGCUAAGAACUAUCGACUAGAAGUUGGAGAAAAGGGAUUGCCUAAGAGCGCAUUGAAGUACCUUGAUGCGAUUCAGAAGGAGGCCGCACUCAGGAGGGACCGCAGGAGGACGGUAUCCCCCAUGCCGUCUAGCACGCCAUCGACACCUGUCAAGACCACGUUCAACGGCGUUACCGCAGAAACUCCAGGCAGCUUCCAAGGCACACCGAAUCCAGACCAAGACGACGACGAUGAUGUGCCAGAGGGCAUCAAUCUAGAUCCCUCCUUGAUGUUACCGUUCACUCUUCCAACUGUCACGGACAUGCUUGUGACUUACGGUGCCGGAUUUGGAGGAGUUAACCGGGAGCGGGAGAGGAAAUACAUACCAACAAUCCCACCGGAGUUUCUUGAUAAGCUAGAAGUGAGCGGUAAUUCAAACCGACCAAUCUUCGGCGAGAGAGAUUGGGAGAAUGAAGAAAUUUGAUGAGCUGACGGAUGUUCGCUUAGUAGUCAGCGAAUGAGUAACGACCGGUAGCUAGGGCCAGCUCAGCCUGCAUGAAGCUCUACUCAUCGCUACAAACCUACAUACCUACCUAAUACGUUGACAUCACCGAAAGCCGUCGCGUUGGCGCCAACGGGAAGGUUAUAGUUAUCGACGCGGUAAUGAACCCUAUGCAAGCUGCAAGGGACAGACGCGUGGCGCAGGGGGAACUGGGGGUUUCAAUUGCAUACAGUAGCAUGGAUCUUUCGGGAGAGGCAACGGGAUGAGUCAGAUGAAGCCAGUAAUACAUCUCGAAACUAGCACUAGUGCAUCUUACCGUAGUGUGCUGGACACGAUAGGGAUGCCUAUUGGCGGACGUCUUAAUAGGUAUCAAUUGGGAACCCUUAGGCAGAUAACUUGUAUGCACGGACAAGGAAGAGAAGAUAGAAAAAAACUUUUUUUUUCUACCAACAGACUGGGCUGACUAGGUUCAUCUCGACGGGAAUGUGAGAAAUGUCGUGGCUGCUGUCUAGCGGUCCCGUUCAACUUCAGGUAACCAACCAAUGGAAUUUUAUGUUACCUACCGCUU
This is a messenger RNA of Annulohypoxylon truncatum, 3280 nucleotides long. RefSeq lists its product as uncharacterized. Gene Ontology annotation, molecular function: GTPase binding. The coding region runs from base 256 to 2694 and encodes 812 amino acids. Lineage: Eukaryota; Fungi; Ascomycota; Sordariomycetes; Xylariales; Hypoxylaceae. The transcript is spliced from 4 exons. The record is from RefSeq and is a predicted model, not a curated record.